AUGCCACUCUCACCCGCAAACAGCGCAUCCUACGACGCCCCGCCUCGACAGCAUCUUGCGCAGCGCACCGCCAGCAUCAGCUCUGGUAGCGACGCUGCGUCCACCGAGCCAGCCCAGUAUCCGAACGCUGGCAAACACCGCACAUCCUAUGAGGCUCCUAGCCUCCAACCCUCACAAGCGCCCAUGCGACCGCCGCGCGCUGCCGCUCGUCCUUCCGCGGAUCGCGCUGCCAGGCUUCCGCGCCCGCGUUCUGUCGAGAGCCUUCGUCUGGAUUUAGACGGUCUCGAUCUCGGCGGCAACCCACCCUUCGCCUCGCCUCUCGAUGCCACCAACGUAGCGACCCUUCAUGUUCGAACCAGAUCUAAUACCGCGCAAUUGAGCUUGGCCGCCUCAAAACCUGCUUUCCACAUCCCCAACUACAGUGCCGCUCCCGUCGACCCAGAGAGUCUUUGCGUAGCGUGUACGCACAAUGCCAAUCCCAACAACGCGCCCAACAGCAUCGAAGACAGCUUCUCGCUUCAUCUUCGCGAAGAGUGCAGCGACUAUCGCGAGAUCUUGUCGUCUCAGACCGUCCUCAACGCUGUGGUCCAAAAGCAGCAGCAGCGUGAUCGCAACCCGAGCCUCGAAACAGUGCAUUCACAGCGAUCGCGCGCAUACUCGAUCAGUCAUGGCCAGGUGCUUGGAGGCUUCGCAAGUCUCGGUCUGCAGACAGAGGCGGCUCCAGAGCCUCUCAAGCCCCCCAAGCCCAACCGUCAGAGGCCUGCCCGAACCGUCACCGAGGCAUCCACAGACGAGUCCGAGUCGCCUGCCACACCCAUUGAGUGGCGUGACAGCUUCGGCAAUUCUGCAGCCUCUUCGCACGACCCACCGCCCAAAUGGGCGCAUCUUACUGCGCGGCCCUGCAACCCUCUGGAACCGCUCGACGUGCUCUCCAUCGAGGAGAUGGGCCUUCACAGUCUCGACGUGGGCAGCCUCAAUGACUGGGAAGGAUGCAAACUCUCUGCCGAGAUUCUUUGUCCCAUCAACGGCCAUCAACGCAUCGAAUGGUCCGUCGCCCAGACCAACCGUCGCAACAAGAAAUGGGUGGUCGUGCCCAAUGCCACUAUCACCUGCGGCGUCACUCAGGACCUGAAACCGAGCGAGCAGGCCGAGAGGACUGUCAUUGUGAGCAACCGAUCGCUCUGGCUCGACGAAGCUGAAGCGACAGCUGCAGAUGUGGUCUCAGCCCACUCGUCGGGCAUGCCGGUGUCAUCGCAGCAGGACCGUCGCGCAGCCGUCGCACCGGCUCAUCGCAGCUCGAUGCCCUUCUCUGGCAAGGCUGGCUUCGAGCUUUGCCUGCUUCGUCCCACCACUGGCCAAAUCUGCCCUCCGGUCUACCUUGCCAACGCCUCCACUCAUCGCUUCCUACAGAGCUACCGAAAGCAACUUGGUGCGCAGAGCACGCCCAAUCCGCCGCGCUUGCAGCCAGCCGCUUCCGGCCAGCUGGACAGGAAAGCUCCCGUUCCCGUUUAUCCGGCUCUUCGACGAUCCAGAUCGCGUCCUUACUUGCGCCAGUCGCAGCCAGCUCUGCGCCGCUCACGUUCAAAGCCCUAUUUGCGUGCCUCUGCGCAACGACAGGAAGCAUUGCAGGCAGCGCCGCCCACCGGUUUCAACCCCGAAUCGUUUGCUCCGUCGCUGCCAGGCGAUCCGCUCGUACGCGCACAUCCGGGCGAGUCUUGGCCCUCAGCAAGAGUGCGCCGUUCCGACUCGAUGCAGUCGUAUGAUUCGGACUCCAGCAACGAAGCUGGCAGCACAACGUCCGAGGACGAGGCAGGCCUUUCGGCGACCAACAUGCGCGAAUCGAUGAUCGGCUCCGCCUCUUCGGCGUCCUACGAUAAGGCUGCUCCAAGCGAUGGCCAAACUCCUGCACCUUUGGCGAUUCCGAUCGCCCUUCGAGCAAGUCGUUCUGCCGGAGCACUGCGGUCCCUCUCGCCUGCCUCAUCAGGGAGUCGUGGCCUGAGCAACAAUUCGGAGACAUCGGCUGGUUUGGCCGGUUGGCAGCCCAGCAGCUUGGAGCAGAAAGGAUAUCUGAAGCAAGGCGCCAGCAGCCCCUCGUACGAGGCCGACUCUUGGCAGAGUACCUCACCCACCAGUGCAUCGGCGACCACGUCGCUCAGUGCCAGCAGCAAGCAGAGCCGCAGUCGCAAAGGCCUCCACAAGGCUUUGCUCAAGAAAGACAAGAUGCUCAGCUCGUGGUUCAAGCGCCGACCGGAGCACGGUGCUUCUGCGAUGUCUGUAUCGCCCGUCAAGGUUGGCGAGAGAGCACAGCCCGGCCCUGUGAUCGGCGAUGCCGUCAGCUCGCAGAUUUUCGCCAACGCGCUGCAGAUUCCUUCGAAGAAUGCGGUGCCGCAAUCGACACCGCUGACAGAGACGGCGCUGGAAGACUUUCAGCGAGCCAUGUUCCGACCCGCUUCUCCCGAGUCGACCAUCAUGGGCUCCAGGAGGGGCUCGGAAGCUCUCACUCAGAAGGCUGUCGAUACACCUGUACAGGCGUCGGAACACAAGGCAAACACCGGGAGCGGCAACCGGCAAGAGGUGCAUUCGGCGCUCUCCCAGAUGUAUGGGUGGGAUGCGCAGCAGGCAGCAAGCAAGAAGUUUCAGCGUGUGGCGGGUGGUGUCAACGCGCCAGCAGCCAUGUCGUUCGAAGAUUUGGAUGAAGAAUGCGCUUUGCUGGGCCUGGACGCGGUACCUGCGGGAGCGCUGACCAUGCUCAUUCCGCUGCCUCUGAUUGGGAGGAACACGGUGCAGGACGCGCUGCGAUACAUGCGCGUCAACUUUGUCCCCUUCAAGAGCUUCAGCGAUGACUUUGAAACGGCGACAGCGGGUGCAGGCCCCGCUGCGUCGCCGAAUUCCGAAGCCGAGGCUUCUCUGUCGCACAGCAUGAGCACGAGCAGCAAUCAGCUGACCGAGCAACGCCCUGCUGCAGGCGCAGUCAAGUCGUCGGAACAGUCGAGUUGGAGACGCAAACUGGGUCUCUCCAGCAAUCGUAACGGUCAAAACGCAAAUGGCAAUAGCGGUCAAGCACCACAAGCUGCACGACCUACAUCCGACGCAGCACGAGCAUCACCGCCGCCAAGAGCAGCAUUCGAGCCGUUCCGAAUCACAGCUGUGGUACACGACGCACCUUGGACAUCGAGCAGCUCUGCGUCGUCCUUGGACCCACGUCUGCCCGAAGCUGGAACGUUCCCGGUGGUGCUAGGCUACUGCAACAACUCUCAGGGGCUCGAGAUGGUGCCGGAAGGAUGGGGAGCAUUGAAGCUGGCAGGUGUACCCGUACCGACGAAGCCUGACGGCAGUCCGUUGGAUGGCGUUCAUCCUCUGCAUGGGGUGACGGAUAUGAUUACGAGUGGGUGUGUUGCGGUUAUGGAUGUGUGA
Messenger RNA from Pseudozyma hubeiensis SY62, 3414 nucleotides. RefSeq lists its product as hypothetical. The transcript has a single exon. Lineage: Eukaryota; Fungi; Basidiomycota; Ustilaginomycetes; Ustilaginales; Ustilaginaceae. The coding region runs from base 1 to 3414 and encodes 1137 amino acids. The record is from RefSeq and is a predicted model, not a curated record.